GCAGUUCAGGAAAAUGCCCAGAAGUGUAGGGGAAGAUCGGAGGCUGCGAAUGCAAACCGAGCUUAAAACAGGACAGCUUUGUUUACUCGCCCAAAAUAGGAUCGCAGGGCUGGCUUUUAAAUCCCAACUGGAAGCAAACUUACUCGAACGAGAUAAAACGCUCAGAAAAUCAGCUUCAGACCCGCGUAAAAGCUGUUUUUGUGGAAGCUUUUGGCGAUUAACAUUUCCACUCCCGCGCCGCCAGCCGAGCUUCUUUGGGACGAUGUCACCAAUAAAUGAGCUUUGAACUGCGGGGAGGCGGAGCCGGGGCUUGGCGCCGGGGCCAUAAAUACGAGGGUCCCGUGGCAGUCAGGGCGGUUUGGAGGCAGAGAGCACCGGCAGCGCUCGGGGCGAGCCCAGCAUCCAUCCCCGAGCCCAGCAUCCAUCCCCGAGCCCAGCAUCCAUCCCCGAGCACCGCGGGGCGAGCGCCGCAUCCAUCCCCGAGCCGAGCAUCCCCGAGCAUCCCCGCGCGGCAGGAACAUCGCUGCGGCUCCGGAGCAGCCUUUCCCCCGUGCGGAACAUGCGGCGAGCGGGCAGCGGGACCCCCGGGAGCCCCGGGGGCCGAGGGGCAGCGCUGGUGCUGGCGCUGGCGCUGGCGGCGCUGCCCAACGCCGUGUCCGGCUGUAGCUGCGCGCCCGCGCACCCGCAGCAGCUGCUGUGCGAUGCUGCGCUCGUGAUCCGAGCAAAAAUAUCCAGUGAAAAGGUGGUUCCUGCCAGUGAUGAUCCCCUUGAUACCCACAAAAUGAUCCGGUAUGAAAUCAAACAAAUAAAGAUGUUUAAAGGAUUUGAAAAGCUCAAGGAUGUCCAGUAUGUCUACACCCCUUUUGAUUCAUCGCUCUGUGGAGUGAAACUAGAAGCCAACAACAAAAAACAGUAUCUUCUAACAGGCCAAAUUUUAAAUGAUGGCAAAGUGCUGAUCCACUUGUGCAACUACAUUGAGCCAUGGGAUGAUUUAUCCUUGUCUCAGAAGAAGAGCCUGAACCAGAGGUACCAGAUGGGCUGUGGCUGCAAGAUCACCACGUGCUACACGGUGCCCUGCUCCAUCACGGCGCCCAACGAGUGCCUGUGGACGGACUGGCUGGUGGAGAGGCGGCUCUACGGGCACCAGGCCCGGCACUACGCCUGCAUCCAGAGGAGCGACGGCACCUGCAGCUGGUACCGAGGCGGGCCGCCCCCCGAGAAGGAAUUCAUCGACAUCAGCGAGCCCUGAGGUGCUCCCUGCUCCCAAAAACACAGCCCUGGCAGGCUCCUUCAUCCCACCCUGCACGGAUCUCUCGCUUACAAACCAGCAGCGGCUGUCCCCAGAGGGUCUGUGGGGCUGGCGCCGUGCAGGACGAGGGACAAACCUGCUCUGCUCUGCUAUGCUUUGCACAGAGGGCUGGCAAUGUCCUCCAGGGCGUAACAAGUUCCCUUUUUUGCCAAUAUGAAUGUACAAGAGCAAAAGAAUUGCCAGAAUUUUGCCCCCUGUUUGAUAACCUGCAGAUUAAGAGCUCCCCGUGUUUUAUUCCAAAUCUUCCCGAUGAACUACGGAAUGUUUUAUAGAACUAUUUUUUUUUUUUUUUUCUGUAUGAAAGUCUUGGAUACAAAAGAAUUAUUGUACAGUGUAUAUGUAAAGUAUUAUAACAAUGUGCUAUUAAAAAAAAAAUUCACAAAUAUUUCCUCAUCUGUCGAAAUGAGUUGAACACUUCUGUGAUUAAAACAAUCUGUGCUCCA
Catharus ustulatus (Swainson's thrush) is the source of this 1752-nucleotide messenger RNA. RefSeq names its product TIMP metallopeptidase inhibitor 4 (gene TIMP4). The record is from RefSeq and is a predicted model, not a curated record. Gene Ontology annotation, cellular component: extracellular matrix. Gene Ontology annotation, biological process: negative regulation of endopeptidase activity; negative regulation of membrane protein ectodomain proteolysis. Gene Ontology annotation, molecular function: metalloendopeptidase inhibitor activity; protease binding. Bases 560 to 1249 code for a protein of 229 amino acids. The transcript is spliced from 5 exons. NCBI's taxonomy places the organism in Eukaryota, Metazoa, Chordata, Aves, Passeriformes, Turdidae.